AUGCUAAAUCAUCGGUGCGAUCAGAUCUCCACUGCAUCAGAUGGCUAUUUGUGCUCUGUGUGUAAACUGGCGCUGGCCCUGCGUGCGCUGCCCCGGAUCCUGGGACCGUUGCUGGUCUUUGCUAGUCCAGCUGGCUCUGUGUUGGUUCAGCCUGUGAGGGUGUCGGUGGGAAGUGUCUUGUCUGGGGUGAACUUGCUGUUAGGAUCAGUGGCUAAGCUACGUGUGAACCCAGUGUACAUGGCACUGUGUUCAAAUAAAGUCUAUAAAGGGCUGUGCCUGCUGGUGGAGACAGUGGCAGAAACGUCUCAGGCCUGUAGAUACGUGUUUUGGGAUACCAAAAUAGAUCAUACUCAUUUGAAAUGUUUAAUAAGUAUCCCAAAUAACUCUGGAUGUUCAGUUGCAGGACCAGCACUGCCUCCAGGCUAUAAAAGCAGCUGUAGCUCAGAAAGUCCUGACAGUGACGACGACUCGGAAUCUCUUCAUCCAUCUGGGGAUGCAAACAGAGAUUCUGAAGAGGAGACAGAAGGAGAUCCAGCAUCAAAAAAGCCAAAAAGAAUUCAGGAAGAUGAUGAUGAUGAUGGCUUUUUUGGGCCUGCUCUUCCUCCUGGAUUUAAAAAACAGGAUGAUUCUCCAGAGAGGCCCAUUAUAGGUCCUGCAUUACCACCUGGCUUUAGGAAACCUUCACAGGACACCGGGAAUAGCAGAUGUUCCAUAGGACCGUCUGUUUCAUCAGAAUUCCGUACUCAGGCAACAGAUAGCAGUGAGGAAGAAGACAAUCUCAUAGGCCCAAUGCCUGCAAAAGGACCAGUGGAGUCUGAUGUGACUAAAGAAUUUGAACGCAGAGCUCAGAGAAUGAAGGAAAAACUUACUUCAGCAGACAGUGAUGAACCCAAGCAAGUUACCAGGGAAUCAUGGAUGACAGAGCUUCCACCUGAAUUGAAAAGCUUUGGAUUUGGUCCAAGAACAUUCAAAAGAAGAGCUGAUGACAAAUCAGGCGAUAGAUCUAUUUGGACAGAUACUCCAGCUGACAGAGAGAGAAAAGCCAAGGAAAGAGAAGAGGCAAAAAAGUCAACCAGUAAGGAUAAUGAAGAAAUUGUAUUAUCUGGGAGAGACAAGAGACUUGUUGAGCAGGUGGCUUCAUACAACGAGUCAAAGAGGUCAGAAUCUCUCAUGGACAUACAUCAGAAAAAGCUAAAGAGCAAAGCAUCUGAAGAAAAGAACAAACCUCAGGAAAGAAGGCCAUUUGACCGAGACCAGGAUCUCAAAGUCAAUCGAUUUGACGAAGCGCAGAAGAAGGCUCUUAUAAGAAAAUCCAGAGAUCUGAAUACUAAAUUUGAGCACAGUAAAGGCAACAUGUUUUUAUAAUGUAAAACCAUGAAGCUUUUUUGAAGUCAAUUUAACUUUGAAUGCUUAAUUUUGUAAGUAUUUUUUCUGUAAAUAUUUGUAUGCAAAAUAAAUAUCCUGAUGUUUAACUA
Messenger RNA from Opisthocomus hoazin, 1475 nucleotides. The record is from RefSeq and is a predicted model, not a curated record. NCBI's taxonomy places the organism in Eukaryota, Metazoa, Chordata, Aves, Opisthocomiformes, Opisthocomidae.